CUCCAUAUACGAUCCGCAACAAAGCUCAGCAGAAACUCACACGAUCAUGGCACGCUACCAGCUCAUUGGCUCGCUCCUUCUCCUGGCCAUCUUGGCCGUCAGCUGUGGGGCACAGGCGCCAUCUCGCCGUCUUCGAUUUGGUCGCCUGCGGCAGGUGUCCUUCGCCAGGCAGGAGGUGCUGCCCACUCCAUACCCUGCGGCGGCUGAUCUAAAACCAGCCCCAGAAGAGCCAGCACUCACCUAUGGAGCGCCCCAGGAUGCCGAUAUUGAUCUGAAUGAGAAUGCAAAUGCCUUGCCAGAGGAUAACUUUGAUCCGAACCCCGAGGCCGAGGAAGUCGACACCGAGGAGAGCUCCCUGGAGGUUACCACCCCAACGGUUGCCUCAGCUCCUGCCCGCCUGCGAAGCCGCCAGAGAUUGGCCAAGCUCAAGGUGGCCCCCGCCAAGCGGCAGCGUCAGCGCACGUCCCGCCUCGAGGAAUUGCCAGUGGAGGAGGCUGUCGCCCCCCUUCCUGCUCUGACCGCACCCCAGGUCUACUAUGUCGGAGCCCAGCAGCAACCCUACAUCCUUGCCUACACUGCAGCUCCCCAGCAAUUUGGCUGGUAAAUCUCACGUGAACUAGAAUUGAUUGUUAUGCAUCUUUUUUUUUUGUGAUUAGAAAUAUACAAUAUGUUUGGUAAUGGAAUAAUUCGAUUAUGAUCUUGAUGGGAGCUAAGGGGAUAUCCAAUAAAAUGUUUAGGGCAAAACAUGUAUGACCAUGAAGAAGAGCUAGAAAUCUGAAUAUCCUGAAAUCAUGAAGGGAUUCACUUCACUUUCUAGUUCCCAUGCACCCAUAAGGCUAAUUUUACCGAACAAUAGUCUCCACUUUCCCCGCAGCAUCACUCAAAGCAGAGGCUUUUCCGCUUACCACAACAUAUUGGCCUUUAACAAUAGCUCACCUCAGCCUCACCUUUUGCUUGUACUGCUGGCUGCUCCUGAUAGCUUCUCUCUCGACAUCCUCCACGUUCGAGCUGCCUUUUCAGCGGUUGAAGGGUUUCUUCUUAUACGCACACUUUGCCUGCGAUUUGUUGCUCUUUUACCUGCUUUUGUGCUACUCUGUUCAAUGCAUUUUUAAUGCCUUUCCCUUAAUGUUUCUCCCCCAUGCUUUUCCCCAUGCUUUUGAGCCUCAUAUGAGUACAAGUACGGGUACAGGGCUCUGAUUAGAGCUGUGUGUUAUGUAAGCGAUACAUACUUUUCAUUUUAUCGUGAAGUA
This is a messenger RNA of Drosophila miranda, 1250 nucleotides long. RefSeq lists its product as uncharacterized. The record is from RefSeq and is a predicted model, not a curated record. The coding region runs from base 47 to 604 and encodes 185 amino acids. Lineage: Eukaryota; Metazoa; Arthropoda; Insecta; Diptera; Drosophilidae. The transcript has a single exon.